Messenger RNA from Miscanthus lutarioriparius, 699 nucleotides. NCBI's taxonomy places the organism in Eukaryota, Viridiplantae, Streptophyta, Magnoliopsida, Poales, Poaceae. The record is from the annotation of a GenBank genome assembly.
AUGGCUGCCACCAAGCCUAGCUCUACCACCCCAUCGUCGUUGAACUUCCUCAAGGAAGGCCUCCUCCUCCCUGGCAGGAACCGGAUACUCUUCGCGGCGAUCUUCACGAUCCUCGUCGCAUGGAUCUCUAUCCUUCUCGUCGCCAACGAGCUUGGCGUCGAGCCUCUCAAGCUUGAGGUCGGCCGCGACAUGGACACGCUCAUGAGCACCGACCCCGGAGGCCCGGACUACGCUCACCUGGUUCGAGAUACGCUGGAUGACUACCGGGUCCUCUUCCUCGCAGGCGCGGCCUAUCUCGUGUCAGUAGACAUCACCGGCUCCGUCAUCCAGCUCGUCUCCCUCUUCGCCGCCGUCACGACAUACUCCGGUGACGGUGAGGUGCACACCUUUGGCGCGCUCCUCGUCGCGCUGCUGUUGGCCUCGUCCGCCCUCGUGGCCUUCCUCACGUUCAGGCGGUACCACUAUGGGCUGUUUCUCGCCGGGUGCCUGGUCCUCCUCGUCGCCUUCGUCUUCUACGUCUUUCUGUCCUUCCUCUGCUCGCUCGCCGUCGUCGUGGCCAUGGAUGAAUCCACAGCUAGGCGCCGCCAUGGUGCCGGCGCGAUCGGGUGGGCGUGGCAGCUGGUGAAGGGAAGGCAGAGACGUGCCAUGCUCUUUGUUUCCAUGAUGAGCGUGCUCGCCGCUGUGUUCAGGCCGGUGUGA